Megalops cyprinoides (Indo-Pacific tarpon) is the source of this 1478-nucleotide messenger RNA. RefSeq names its product regulator of cell cycle RGCC-like. The record is from RefSeq and is a predicted model, not a curated record. Lineage: Eukaryota; Metazoa; Chordata; Actinopteri; Elopiformes; Megalopidae. Gene Ontology annotation, biological process: regulation of cell cycle. The coding region runs from base 148 to 540 and encodes 130 amino acids. The transcript is spliced from 5 exons.
AAACCAGCAGGAUUGACAGACGAGACGCGAGGAUCUGGGAGUAGGGUGAAAAUCAACAACUCCAUUCGACAAUACUUGGGAGGUCUAUUUUCGCUUCAUUUGAAGUGUGCUUCGGACAAGGCGAUUUACGAUCUUUGAAAAUCAAGAAUGAAAUCUCCUAAAAUGAAAUCUCAGAGCAAAUCACAAUUCCUUGAAGAGGACGACGACCUCAGCGCGGUGCUCUGCGAGUUCGACGCGGUCAUUGAGGAUUUCACGUCUCCGGUGGAAAAGAGGCAUUUUAGAUACGACGAACAUUUAAAAACUAUGAAGAGACGCAGCACCGCCAGCGUAAGCGACAGCGGCAUCAGCGAUUCCGAUAGUGCGGAGUCUCUCAACAGAAACAGCUUCAGCUUCAGUGACGAGAAGCUGAAUUCCCCGACCCCCGUCUUCUCUCCCGCGCCCAUGUCCCCUGCUGUCACGUCGCCCAGAGCUAAACUUGGAGACACAAAGGAGCUGGAGGACUUUAUUGCUGACCUUGACAGGACAUUAGCGAGCAUGUGAUCGGGAGCCAGAGCUGUCCGAAGGCCCCUUGGGAACAUGCAGUCCAGGAAGAGACGAAACGGCCACGCCUUGUGAUGCAAUGAUGAAACGAUGGUGAAACGCAGUAUAACUCUAAACAUACUGACCACCACACGCUCCCCCCUGCAUGGGACUGGCUAUGUUCCCACUGGGAAACUUGUGCUGUAACAUUAUUUAAAUGGCUUUUUAUUCUAUUUGUACAUACAGCAGGUUAUUGUAAAUUUAUCAGUGCUAUUAUUUCGUGAAAUAUAUUUUUAUAUCUUUUGUAAAUAUUGACUCAGAUUCUAUUGUCUCAGCCUAAGAAGCUUAUUUUUGUUGCAGGUUUUGUCAUUUUUGUUUUUUUUUUAUUGUCUCGUGUCCAUUGUUUGUGUUAAUGACUGUGAAUUUAGGGUCUUAAUUCACAUUUAAAACUGGAAAGCUAGUGAAAAUACCAUGCAUAAUAUUCAAUGCAUAUAAUAGACAGAUACAUUUUAUUUAAAAUGACAGACUGCCGGUCUACAAGCGAUGUUGUUAAAGUGUGGCUAUUUUUCCCAUUUGUCCCCUUCAAAAAUGGUUUAAAAGUGAUUUUUAGUGACUUUAAAAGCAAUUUUGAGAUUUAAUAUGUGAUGUUCUUUAAUUUGUGUAGAGCAUGAUGUUGAUGUAGUAAUUUGCAACAUGAAAGUGCAUUUUUUGUUCUCCAGAGUAUUUGUGUGGCACUGCAGAGUCAGGACAGCAGUUGUUUUGUUAAAUUAAAUUAAGUUUAAUUAAAAUACCUGGUACCAUAAGAUGAAGUGCCACCUGCAUGACCUUCUGACAGUGAAACAUUUACUGUGAAUUGGCUUCCAACAAAUAGCACUAUUCUAGACUAAACUUUUUAGAUUGUAUCAGUAAUUUUGUUACUUUUUGUGUGUAUGAUGAAUAAAUAUUUUCAGUUAAUAUGA